AUGAGAAGAACUCGUGUGCAUGAGGAGCCUAAGUUAGCUUCUGAUGUGCCCAUUUCCAAGGGUUUCUCCACAGCUAAUAAACUCACCAUAUGGCAAAAAUCCUUGCUGUUUAAUGGACGGGGCUACACAGUCUAUGAUAAUUCAACAGGUGAACUGAUUUUCCGGGUUGAUAAUUAUGCCUCUGAUUGGAGGGUGGAAAUGUUCCUAAUGGACUCAACUGGGAAUGUGUUGUUUACCAUCAAACGAUCUCGAAAGAAGCUUAGCUUCUUGGAGAGAUGGGAAGUGUUCAGAGGUGAGGUUAAGGACCAGGGAAAGCCAUUCAUCAAGGCAACAAAGGCCUUUGGGGUUGCUAGCUGUAAAGUGUCUUCGGCCGCCGGAGAUGAGUAUGAAAUGAGAUGGUCAGCCCAGGAGGGUUGGUCAAGGAUCUACCAGAUGCCGGCCGGCACAUUAUUAGUUGCCGAGGUCAAUAGGAAGCUGGGAAAAGCUACUCCAGGAUUUUUGCUAGGGAAAGAUGUAUAUAGUUUGAGUGUGUAUCCGGGGAUGGAUCAAUCCACAGCAAUGGCAUUGGUGAUGAUAAAUGAUGCGAUGAGAUGAUCUCUGAAAUGGGCUAUCAUGCAAUAAAACUAAAGGGUGUGGCCUAAUUGGAGGAGUCAUAGCCUGGGGCAGUGAAGAUUUUGAUUCAUUGUAUCAAAAUCUUUGUUCAUGCUCGCUAUGGAGGGAGGCUUCUUCUGAGAGUACUUCUUACCUGAAUGCAGAAGGGUCAAUCCAAACUAAUUAUGGUCCAAGCUAAUGGAUCAGAUUUUCAGCACCAGAUGAAAUGCUUUGAAUGUAGGUA
This is a messenger RNA of Vitis riparia (riverbank grape), 835 nucleotides long. RefSeq names its product protein LURP-one-related 12-like. The transcript has 3 exons. Bases 1 to 594 code for a protein of 197 amino acids. The record is from RefSeq and is a predicted model, not a curated record. NCBI's taxonomy places the organism in Eukaryota, Viridiplantae, Streptophyta, Magnoliopsida, Vitales, Vitaceae.